AUGGAGUUGCUGAAUCCUGUUGCUCUCAAGCAGUUCAUUGAUGAACAGGUCGAGCGGAUCCGAGCUCCGCUACAGCUUCAGCCGCAGUUCCUCAACCACCAAUUUCUGGAGUCACAAGUGAACAAGAUUUUGAGUCGAAUAUACACCCAUGUCAAUAACUACUGUGACAAGGCGUUUCGAGAGGCGUUCACCGAGAUGUUGGUGCAAUUAAUAAGUGAUCAGAAACGUGAAGAGUAUGAACAGCUUGCCAAAGCGUAUGCUGAGUCGAAAUUGCUUGUGGACUACGUGGUGGCGCCGGUGACAAAAGUACCCACGGGGUUGACUCCCGAACAAAAGCUAGCGAAGAUGCAGAAAGUGAUCGAGGCGCUUCCUGAAGCGAAGACCAUGACCGGUAGUGCGCGUUCAAGGGCUUACGGCCAGGCCCGAGCAGAUUUGAUUGAGGCUUAUACCAAGAUGAGGACAAAGCGAGCCCAGCUAGAACGAUUACGAAGUCUUCACCAACAACUUCGAGGUAUCACCGCGAUCGUAAAGCCUAAAGUGCUGUCAGGAAUAUCUAAUGAUGCCCUCGACAGUGAUGAAGAAGUCGAGCGAGCCACCACGGUGGGAGAGUACGCUGAUCCCGAGCCAGAGAUCAAACAGUUCAUUCAGUUAGUGGACACGAAGAUCGUACAGAAACUGACAUGA
Diutina rugosa is the source of this 684-nucleotide messenger RNA. RefSeq lists its product as uncharacterized. The coding region runs from base 1 to 684 and encodes 227 amino acids. NCBI's taxonomy places the organism in Eukaryota, Fungi, Ascomycota, Pichiomycetes, Serinales, Debaryomycetaceae. Gene Ontology annotation, cellular component: Mis6-Sim4 complex. The transcript has a single exon. The record is from RefSeq and is a predicted model, not a curated record.